AUUAUACCGAAAUUUUUUAACUUGCGAAUCGUUAAAUGAUUCGAAAUAUUAAUCCGUGGGGGGGCUUGUUAAACUAUAUUCCACUAUAAUUCAAUCUGUUUUUUCAGACAAGGGUACCUUGCUGUGAUAAAUACCAUUGCCACAUAAACAAUAGAACCUUUGACCUUUUAUCUGAACAUUACUUGUUACAGAGAUUUAUCUUUCUUAUAGGCAAUAACUCUGGCAGUGCUGCUGUAUUGAAAGUAAAAUGAUUUCUUCGAAAAUAAUUAACAGGCUGUGUAAAAAUGUGCUCAAAAGGGCAUUUGCUACGGAGAAAGGGGAAGUUACGGCACUUUAUGAUUUCCAUGUACAAAAAGGCGGGAAAAUAGUGAAUUUCGGUGGAUUUAUGUUGCCGGUGCAGUAUAGUGAUUUAAGUAUUGUUAAUUCUCACUUGUUCACAAGGAAAAAUGCCUCUUUGUUCGAUGUGUCCCAUAUGUUGCAGACGGAAAUUAAGGGCAAGAAUUGUGUGGAAUACUUCGAAACAAUCUGUACAGCAGACAUUCAAGGAUUAAAGAACAAUUCUGGUACUCUGACAGUAUUUACAAACGAAAAAGGAGGUAUUUUGGAUGACUUGAUUGUAACGAAAAUAUCUGACGACCAGCUUUAUGUCGUUUCUAAUGCUGCCAGAAAAGACCAUGACCAAAAGCAUAUUUUGAAAGGUUUGGAAAACUACAAGAAAACGAAUCCUUCAGCAGAGAUAAACAUAACGUUUCUAGAACCUAAGGAGCGAAGCUUGCUCGCACUGCAAGGCCCUAAAGCUGCGGAAGCACUGCAAAAAUUGACUAGUACUGACCUCUCGACGGUAUAUUUCAUGACAUCAAUAGUGGGGGAUGUCGCAGAUGUUAAAAACUGUCGUAUUACGAGGUGUGGGUAUACAGGAGAAGACGGUUUCGAAAUAUCCAUUCCCGCAGAAGCUUCAGUGAAAGUUGCAAAUGCAUUACUAGGAAAUGAAAAUGUCAAGUUAGCUGGACUUGGAGCUAGAGAUUCUCUAAGAUUAGAAGCUGGAUUAUGCCUGUAUGGAAACGACAUCACGACGGAAACUACACCUGUUGAAGCAGCGCUGACGUGGCUUGUACAGAAAAAAAGGAGGGAACUUAAGAACUUCCCAGGGGCUGACGUUAUUCUACAACAAAUCAAGGAAGGAUCAGCAGUAAAAAGGAUAGGUAUGAUCUCAGAAUCCGGUCCACCAGCCAGACAAGGAGCUGUCAUCUUUUCGGAAGACGAAAAAGAACUAGGAAAAAUAACAUCUGGUUGCCCCUCCCCAAGCAUCGGUAAAAACGUUGCUAUGGGUUACGUCCCUACUACUCACAGCAAAGUUGGAACGAAACUGAAACUACAAAUUAGAAAUAAGUUGUAUGAUGCAGUUGUGUCAAAAAUGCCGUUUGUUCCAUCACAUUAUUAUAGUGCUCCAAAGAAAUAAAUCUGUUACGUGUUUUAAUAUGUAAGCCAAUUUGUCUUUUUAUAGAAAUAAAUGUGGAAAAUAA
Messenger RNA from Acanthoscelides obtectus, 1523 nucleotides. NCBI's taxonomy places the organism in Eukaryota, Metazoa, Arthropoda, Insecta, Coleoptera, Chrysomelidae. The record is from the annotation of a GenBank genome assembly.